Oryzias melastigma (Indian medaka) is the source of this 3610-nucleotide messenger RNA. RefSeq lists its product as uncharacterized. The transcript has 7 exons. NCBI's taxonomy places the organism in Eukaryota, Metazoa, Chordata, Actinopteri, Beloniformes, Adrianichthyidae. The record is from RefSeq and is a predicted model, not a curated record. Bases 593 to 2509 code for a protein of 638 amino acids. Gene Ontology annotation, cellular component: synapse.
GUGGUGUGGGGGCUGCGAGGCAGGAUGGUGAGCCUGUUGGUGUUCAUCUCACUAUAGUGUGAAUCUGUCUGUGUGUCCAAAAGUUGCAGAAGUCCUUGUACUUGUGCGAAUGUUUUAAAAAAAAAAAAUCUGCAGACUUUCAACCUUCUGUUGCAUUUUUCGGAAACACGUUUCUUCCUGAAAAUUCGUAUUAAGCAAAAUCAUUAUGAUUCAACAGAUUGAACCACCUGUUCCCUCGUUUUGUGUCCAUGCUGACAGUGUGAGGAUCUGCAGUGGUGGUGGUUCCCUCCCUCACCCUCAUGAUAUGAUUGUUUUCCCCUCACGUAAGAAAAAGUGAGCCUCCCUCCUGUGUCAGAAAGAGAGAGGAGGGCGCCGAUGAAGUGGGGAGGAAACGGGGAGUGCUGUUUUGUUUCUCUGUGGGAUGAGUUUGACGGGUCCUCUCCACUAACAUGCUGUCAUUUCCUUUAGCUGCCUGAGGAGGAGAUGAACAGCAUAGACGCUAUCAGGGUCAACACAGAUAGAGCACUAAGUAAAUCUGCAGGCCACAUUUAACCGGUACAACAUACUUCCUGUGGUCGAGCUCUAUAAACACAUGAGAGGGAAGGAACACAGACACACCAUGAAAAAGAUUUACAUUGGCAAAACUGCCUUAAAAGUCCCCCGAAAUGGCGGCAAACACCCCAAAAAGAGCUCUUUGCUGGAGCAGAAGGAGGAUUUGCGCAAGAGGCUGUCUUACACCACGCAUAAGCUGGAGCUGCUGCAGAGCGAGUUCGACUCCACGCGACAGUACCUGGAGACGGAGCUGCGCAGGGCCCAGGAGGAGCUGGACAAGUUCACAGAUAAGCUGCGCAGAAUACAGAGCAGCUACUCUGCCCUGCAGAGGAUCAACCAAGAUCUGGAGGAGAAGAUCAACAGAAACUCGCAGCAUCACGACGAUGAAAAACGAGCUCUGAGCAGAGAGAUCAUCGUUCUCAACAACCACCUGAUGGAGGCGAAGCUCACCAUCGAGAAGCUGCAAGAGGACAAUGACAUGUACAGAAAGGAUUGCAACCUGGCGGCUCAGUUGCUGCAGUGCAACAAGUCUCUGUACGGCGCCCAGCUGUCGGAGCUGCCUGCUGACUUCCAGGAGCGAUUAUCCAUGCACCUGGAAGAGUCUCCUCUCUGCCACAGCUACCCAGACUCAGUCCAAGGAUCUCUCAUCUCCAAAGUGCUCGAGAAACCAGAUGAAGCCUGCAGCAGCAGUCAAGCCUCCCGGUCACCAAGCCCUCCAGCCCAGGAACAGGCUUUUAUUUUGGAGAGAUUGGGUCCUGGGGAUAGACUGGGGCUCCGCGCAGCCUACAAAUCUGACCUAUAUAGUAGUGACACAGCCCUGUACUGUCCCGAUGACCGUCAGAGGGAGAGGAGGCCCAGCAUGGAUCUUCACGGUCAGAGGACGAUGCUGUACGGUCCCCAGAACUCCACCGACAGCACCCCAGAGGACGAUUCAGGGGGAAUGAGAGCCACCUACUCCCAGGAGCAUUUUGCUAAGUUCCCCACCACGGUGGGUGGAGGCUCCAGUUCCUAUUCCAGUUUCAGUGGAGGGGCCUCUGAAGACAAAGGGAAUGGUCCGCCCAGCAGUGCAGCGUCCUCCCCGCAGCAUCACUCCCUGUACAUGGACUGGAGGGAUGCAGGGGACUAUGAGCGAGGCAGCGACACAUCUUGGGAUGGGGACAGUCCAGGAAGCUUUGCCAACGCUCAUCCUUUCCAGCAGACUGAGCUGAGCCACCACCAGAACGGCAGCUCGCCGGUUUACAGCCGCACCAUGUCCUCCUGCUUCAGCGAGCCCUACGAGCCGCUCCCUCCAUCCUCCUCCCCGAGCGUCGCCUAUGGAGACAGCCGGCGAGGCAGCACGUUGGCCCCAGAAGAGGAGGAGCUGAUCGGUCGAUGGAGACAGCUCAGCGUUGACGACUUGAGCGCCCACAGCUACCGCAGCCCCGGCCGAGCCUCGCCGUACAGCUUCUCGGAGCAGCACUUCUCCGUCCGCCCCGCCAAGAUCCGGCUGGGCCCGCUGUACAGCAGCUUCCAGGAGGGCGCAGACUACUACCAUCAAGCAGCGGGGGCCAUGGAUGCGGUGUGGGUUGGUGCCAGCCCCGAAUGCAGCCCAGGUCUGCGGCAGGCCCACAGCCAAGCCCACUUAUAUCAAGCGGAAGGCAGCCAAGGGUCAGAGCACAGCCUCUACCACUCAGGAAGCUCCAAAGACCGCGAGGGCAACGUUGCAGCCGGGGGCCAGAGCACCGAUUACGCAGACCCCAGCCCCAACAGCUCCACGGAGUCUCUCCAUCAGAGGUCGCUCGAGAUGGCUGCAGAGCUCUACCAAGCAGAGAUGCACGACUUCCCUGCACAAGUGGGUCCUUCGUCACCGUCCAACCCAAACCCCCCAUCACCGUACAAGCAGAAGUUUGGCACUCUGGGACUCACCAGGAAGGACAGUCUGACAAAAGCCCAGCUUUACGGAACACUUCUGAACUGAAGGGCCUUCCGUCAGGUUUUGGCUUUGACCCGACAGAACACAGGGCUGCGGUGACUCCUGUUGGCACGAAAGCAGCCCGGGGAGCAGCAGGAGUCAGAUUAAUAAUGAGGAUUUACUGCGAUGGCUUGUUUAGGGAGGCAGAGAGGAACCUGUGGAACAAUCAACUCAAAAAUGUACAAAUAUAUACUAAACAAAUAUUGAGUGAUAUAUUUUGUAUUUAGCUGUAAUCAACAAUCUUAAACAACUGCAAGUCUUCUUGGUAAUCACAAAAAAUGUACAUAAAUACAAAUAUAUUUAAAAACUCAGAUUAGAGCCUAUAGACACCCUUCCCCAUAGAUUCCAGAUUAGUUUUAGUCAUUACAGAAAAUUGAAUGAGGGGUUGAUAAAUUCAAAUGAAUCUCCAAACUUUUCUUUUUCUUCUGUUUACUGGAUUUGACGAUAUUGAUGAGUGUGUUUUGUUGUGAUGGAACGUUCCAAGCUGUAAACUUCUGUCUUAGCAGUCAAUGCUUCUCUAUCUUUUGCUCUUCUGUAUCUCUGAGAGGUUUUCCUUUACCCUCCCAUUCUACCUCAGAUUGGAACUCCCACACCCAGCUGAGCCUCUGUGUCCCUGUUUCUUUAACGAUGAUGCACGUUUAUAUAUAUUUUGAUGGUUUUGUUCACCUAAUAAAGCACAAACUAUACUGAAAAGAUCUUGGAAUUUGUUUAUUUUUGCAUCUUGGAGAUCUAAAUUAUUUUCCUAAAAAACAUUUUUUUUCAAAGAUGACACAAAUAUCUUUUUUUUAAGUUAAAGAAAUUAAAAAAAUAUUCUAAAAUCUGACGGGGGCAGUUUGGGUAAUGUCCUGUUUUGCUUAAAAUUAGAUGUUAAAAUUAGAUUCCUUUUUUUUUUUACUUCUUAAUGACUAAAAUUUAAUUACUUUUUUGUUUCAAGGAGGACAGACAGAAAAAGGGGAUGAUAAUUCAAGUUGUAGCUUCAGGUGAAACUAUUCCUGCUCAUAAAUUUUUCAAAAAGUUGUCACUCUAUAGAAAAACACCAAAAUUAUUCAAUGCUAUGAGCUACGGAGCCCUUAAAGCGACAAUGAAAUAAAAAAAAUAAAGUGAAAA